AUCUACCCAAAAUGAUUACUUCAGCCAUUCCCCUCGUUCUCGUUCUGAUUUCUAGUCUUGUCCAUGCCAUAGACUCCCCGCAAGACCAAAACAAGCUCCUGUCAUUCAACGAAACCGUGGUGACCCAAACCCUGCGUGCAGAACGGGCCUCUUAUGACUGGGUCUCUACAGGAGAGGAUGGAGAAUAUAUCACGAGCCAAAACGGAAACCUGGUGAUCGAGAAUGUCGCAUCGAACAAGUCGGAAGUAUGGCUGUCGUCGGUCCAAAUCCCCGAGGACUACUGGGAAUACUGGAUCAAGCCGGACGCGACGAAGGUCCUAUGGGCGGUUAAUUAUACGAAGCAGUAUCGCUAUUCAUAUUUUGCCUCGUACCUCGUCCUUGACGUCGCAAGUGGCAUCACAGAACCUCUUGUGGACGACCAAAUCGGAGACAUCCAGUACGCUACGUGGAGCCCGACCGAUGAUGUGAUCGCAUUCGUCCGAGGGAAUGAUCUAUAUGUCUGGGAUGCCGGCAAUGUCACCCAGGUCACCUUCGACGGCGGCCCAGACACGUUCAACGGCGUCCCCGACUGGGUCUACGAGGAAGAAAUUCUCGGCGACCGACACUCUCUGUGGUUCAGCCCCGAUGGUGACAAGCUCGCCUAUCUCGCCUUCAAUGAGACUGGCGUUGAAACGUUCACGGUGCCCUAUUAUAUGGACGGCGAAGAUGCGCCGCCAUAUCUACGAGAGCUUGACCUUCGAUACCCAAAGGUUGGAACGAAGAAUCCCACCGUCUCGUUUAAUGUCUUGGAUCUGGGUACAUUCAGAGCCACCAGGUUCCCCACUGAUGUUUUUCCAGUCGACGACUUCAUUAUCGGCGAGGUUGCAUGGCUCGCGUCAGAGCACGCAUAUGUCGCCUAUCGCGCUUAUAAUCGCGUUCAGGAUCACGAGAAAAUCGUGCUGGUCAACGCUGUAACCCUGGGAAGUACAAUAACGCGUGAAAGACAGGUCGAAGAAGGGUGGCUAGAUAACAACUUAGCCAUUCAGUUCGUUGGAGCGGUCAGUUCCAAUUCGACCUACCGCAAUGGCACUGAAUACCAUGUUGAUCUUUCUGAUUCUUCUGGAUACAACCACCUCUACCUUUUCUCUGUUCAGGCUGGGAAAGCCAUUCCCCUCACUUCAGGGGACUGGGAAGUUACAGAUAUUCUUAAGGUCGAUACUGCUCGGUCGUUGAUCUAUUACCGGUCUACGGAGCAUCAUAGUACAGAACGUCAUAUCUUCUCUAUCAACUAUCAGACACUCGAAAAAAAGCCUCUCGUCGACCCAAAUGAGCCCGCUGUCUGGUCGGCAUCCUUCAGCAGUGGAGGGGGCUUCUAUCUGCUUUCCUACCUAGGCCCAGACGUUCCCUAUCAAGAGCUCUACUCCAUCAACUCAACCAAACCACUCCGGACCGUGACGUCUAAUGCGGCACUGGCCGAAGCACUGAGGGGAUACAAGCUCCCAAAGAUCUCCUACUUUGAGCUUGAGCAUCCGUCCGGUGUGACUCUAAAUGUCAUGCAAAGACUCCCAGCAGAUUUCAAUCCCCACAAAAAAUACCCAGUCCUUUCUCAUCCAUAUGGUGGACCCGGUUCGCAGAGCGUGAGCAAGUCGUUCCAGCCACUUACAUGGGAAGCGUACAUCGCGUCCGACCCGGAGCUUCAGUACGCCACGUGGAUCAUCGACAAUCGCGGGACCGGAUAUAAAGGCCGGGCAUUCCGUGGUAUUGUGACGAAGCAGCUGGGCAAACUGGAAGCUGAAGACCAAGUCUGGGCGGUGCAAGAGCUCUUGAAAAAGAAUAGCUGGGCAGAUCCAGAGAAGAUAGUGCAGUUUGGUUGGUCAUUUGGGGCGUAUCUUACGGCCAAGGUCGUCGAGCUUGACUCCGGUGUGAUUUCGCUUGGUCUAAUCACAGCCCCGGUAAGUGAUUGGCGGUUCUACGACAGCAUGUACACCGAGCGAUACAUGAAGACUCCUGAACUGAACCCAGGAGGUUACGAAGAGACUGCCGUAGAAAAGGUCGAUGGUUUUAAGAACAUCGCAGGAGGAAUAUUGAUUCAACAUGGCACUGGAGAUGACAAUGUGCACUUCGCUAAUUCUGCUGUUCUCGUCGAUACGUUGAUCUCAGGGGGUAUCAGUCCGGAAAAGAUGCAGGUGCAGUGGCUCACGGACAGCGACCAUAGCAUUGUGUUUCACGGAGGCAACUUGUUCCUUUACAAGCAGCUCACGAAGAAGCUGUACGAGGAGAAAAAGAGAGUCAGUCCAAGUGGAGGCCACUCAUGGAGCAAAAGAGCUGCUCCGCUUUCCGCAUGA
This is a messenger RNA of Eremomyces bilateralis CBS 781.70, 2324 nucleotides long. Its product is annotated as putative dipeptidyl peptidase 4. NCBI's taxonomy places the organism in Eukaryota, Fungi, Ascomycota, Dothideomycetes, Eremomycetales, Eremomycetaceae. Gene Ontology annotation, molecular function: serine-type peptidase activity; dipeptidyl-peptidase activity. The transcript has 2 exons. Gene Ontology annotation, biological process: proteolysis. The record is from RefSeq and is a predicted model, not a curated record. The coding region runs from base 12 to 2324 and encodes 770 amino acids.